Molecule: messenger RNA, 3342 nt
Organism: Trypanosoma conorhini
Lineage: Eukaryota; Euglenozoa; Kinetoplastea; Trypanosomatida; Trypanosomatidae
Exons: 1
Coding region: 1-3342 (1113 amino acids)
Source: RefSeq, a predicted model, not a curated record
AUGAUUUCGUUUUUUAAGAAAAAGCGUAAGACCAGCGCCGCCGCCGCCGCUUCGUCAGGGACAAAAGUGUCCGAGAGCAUCGCGACGGAAACAAUGCCGCGCCACCCCUCGCACGGUUCCUCCGGGCAGCUGACACCGCCAGGGACUGGAACUUCGUCUCCCUCCCCCGUCGAAACUCAGACGACGCUGGCGGCAACGACGCCGCCAGCGUCAGUGAAGUCCAAAAGUGCUUUGCCGCCGGCGCAGCAGGGAGCCGCCAUGCAUCCUGCGGGCGUGCUCCCACCGCCGCGGUCGAUGAGUAGGUCCCAGACACCGGAACUCUUGCAUUCAGCUCCUCUGAGUCAACGCGGGAGUGCGUCCUCGCAUUUGCUACAGCCGCACGGAAACCAACCACAACUGCCGUCUGGGAUGAGGCUUAUGAGCGGCUCUCCUGCUCAUCCGGGCGCUAAGAUGAUGAUGAUGAAGGGCCCUCCACUGCCUCCUGGAGCAAAACUUAUAAAAGGGCCCCCACCGCCCGGAAUGAUGAAGAAGAAGAUGAUGCCUGGUGCACCACCUGUAAAAAUGCUAAUGGUGCCACCGCCACCGUCAAGCUCGAUGGCGUCGGCGUCAAAGAGCCCUAUGGUACCGCCUCCACAGGGAGGUUUGCCGCCAAGGAAGUCUGCGGCGCCUGCUCCGCCGUUGGGGGUGGGCCAAUUGGGAACUUCCACCGCGGUGUCCUCACAGCCUCCCAGCUCUCCUCCCGUACCUCGUAGCAGUAGUGCCUCGCUAGAAAAGGGGCGCGCAAUUCCUCCUCCGAUACCUGAAGAAGAAGGCAAAGAAACACCGCCGUCGUCUUCUAAGCCCAAGUUGAACGAUGUAGAUGAGUCGAAGCUGAGACCUGAGGCCCCGCGGAACCUCACGGAUAGCGAUAGUGAACUGCACUUUGUUCUUGAAGAGGGCUCUUCCGUGGAGCGAACGCCAGCAGUAGAGGGGUCCCCGGAACGGAAUCUCCACGGCCUCUCCAAUGGCUCUUCGCUACAGUUUAAUGAGGAGGUCGCCCCGUCGCCAACCCUGUUUUUAGUCCAAAAUGAUGAUGCGACAGCGGCUCGGGGAGGCAGCGUGUCACACCAAGGGUCUCAAGCGUUCUUGGGGUCUGUGCCAAAUUCUUCUCGCAGUAUCUCUCGCGGGGAGGGUAAACGCCUUGAGAGUCAUGAGACACACCAUGAGGAAACGAAUUCGCACAACUCGGUAAACCACCGCGCAAGUGCUGGAUCCACUGAGUUAGUUGGAAAAAUACCCGAGACUCCUAUAAAUCAACGAAACAGGAAGCGAGUUCCUGCGUCGGACACGGCGUCUGAUAUUUCGCCGGGUGUUCUGGAACACACUAAGAGUCAGAAGCGAGACAAGGGCACAAAAGCUUUGAGAAGCUCUUCUCUCUCCGGGCUCUCUGGGGAGGAGAACGCCAUGGCUGUUAGUGAAGAGAAACUUUCCCCCAGUCUUCGCAGCCGCAUUGUGGAGCAGUUUCUUUCUAUUCUCUCGCCGCAGCAAUUUUACGGCAAGGUUACCAAACUACAUGGAAUUCGACUCAUGAAAGGGAAGCCUGAGGGGGCUUCGGGCCUUAAGGAGUAUAAAACCAUUUUUGUUGCGACAAAAGGGGUUUUGCCCAAUCAAUUUUUUUACCCGCAGCUGCGGCUGUUGGAGUCGGACGGAACACCGGCUAGCUAUGACGAAUCCCCCGAGUACUUGGAUACACCCAUCGUUCUCUACGAGGCCGCGCCGGGAAACAUGCUCUUUGCGGAGACAGUGCUUGAGGCGAAGCAUAUCCUUGAGACCAACUCCGCUGCCACGAGUUGUUUUGUUCUGGAGAACUCCGCGAUCGUUUUUAAGGAUCCAUUGAAGUUUGCGCUUCCACUCGCAAUGUUGACGGUGCGUUGGGUUCCGUAUUCCGUGGCGCAGUCUGAGCCCCAGUGUCCCGUGCACCACAAAGAGCUGCAGCUCUUUGAUCGCUUCUCGAAGGGGUUGCUGUGUGCCCUGUGUGUUUCAAAGAACGCGUCCCACGCCGAGGACCUUGUUGUCAUCCCGGAGGUCCUUGACGGGAACUCUCGACUCCGAAUUUUGGGGCGGCUUUCAGAGCAGAUGCAAGAGAGGCAACAAUCUGCCGCACGUUGGGUGAAUCAGCAUCAAAGGCUUGUGUCUAUUGCGAAACACAAAAAAGAUGCCGUCAAUCAGCAAUUUGAUUUGCUACUGACUGCUAUUAAGGCGAAGCGGGAGGAGUUUUUAGAGUACUGUGAUGUUGCAUUUGGCUACUCCAUGAGCAGUGUCGCAAAGGAGAUUCUCGCCGAGGACGAACAUGUUCGCCUGCUAAAGGCCGCAAUUGACCACUUGCGCACUGAAGGUGCCAAGCCGCUUUAUUCAAUGCAGAUUGCCACUGUGGCGAACGCAUUGCAUGCCUCGGAAGAGUUCCCGAAGCCCAUUUCACUGGAGUCGCUUGAGCUCUCGGCGCUCGGAAGCGAACUCAGCCCAAACCUGCAGUCCGUAAUGGCGGAGGUGCAGUCGCUGUCGCCAGUGUUGGCGAGUACCAAGUUGCACUGCCCCCGUUCGCCGUUUUCCACUCUGGCUGGGGAGGAGCGGGAGUUACUGCAGGAAGCGCAUCGGCAGGAGCACCAACAAGAUCGUAGAGGGCGAAGCCAAGUGGCGAGGAGAAGUGCGGAAUUAGAGGACCUAUCACCUAUCAGGGCGCCGAGACCAAGGCCUUCCCAAGAGAGAAGCCAACGUCGAAUGGGGAGCAUUUCCAGACGCUGUGGGAUGUCCAGGGAGUCCCCGCGGCAGCGGCCCAUACCGCUUCUUCUUCGCGACCAAAGUAUGUCGUUUGAUGUGGAUGGGGUCCGUGCGCCGCUCCGGCGAAGGCGUCCGGGGCAGUGGGUGACCAUUCCGGGAUGCCGCGGAACGUGCCUGCUUGAUGUACCUAUUCAUGAGCUCGUGGCAGAUGACGACGAUGUGAGAGGCGCUAGGAGGAAACCAAAAUGCCUCGAGUGGGCACUGCGGGUGGACGAUCCGGGCGAGUGGGUGGGUAUCGGCGUGGGGGUUGGGGCUGGUCUGAAGGCGUGGGCUGCGAGUCGCACUCCCGACUUGAGCCACCUUUGGGUGGUGACACUUGGCAACACGCGGCGCGUGUUUCUACUGCGAGUGACGGUAAACCCAAACGUGGGACACGCAAAACUUUCCAUUCACGAUGGGAAGGGCAAGCGACUCGAUGAUGGGCGUAUACCCCAAUGGAACGCCACACGCAGCUGCUACCCGCAAGUCACAUUUGGUGGCCGCAUUGGUGAGGUGCACCUCGUAGAGGGACCUCGUGUUGUGUAG